Melanaphis sacchari is the source of this 786-nucleotide messenger RNA. Its product is annotated as CDGSH iron-sulfur domain-containing protein 3, mitochondrial. Gene Ontology annotation, cellular component: intracellular membrane-bounded organelle. The transcript has 3 exons. Bases 255 to 662 code for a protein of 135 amino acids. The record is from RefSeq and is a predicted model, not a curated record. Gene Ontology annotation, molecular function: 2 iron, 2 sulfur cluster binding. Lineage: Eukaryota; Metazoa; Arthropoda; Insecta; Hemiptera; Aphididae.
UGUUUUGCACAGCAGAAUAUAUUUUCAUGAUAUAAUCGUGCUAUUACAACUAUUUAAUAUUAAAUCUUAUUUCUUUAAGGAUUUUGUAUUUUUGUCCAUAAAACGUACCAGCAUUCUUUGUACUCUUGAUGCCUAAACCGAAUUACUAACUUGCAGUAUUAUUUGCAGUAAUUCUGUUUACUUGUGUUAAUGGUUGUCGAUUCCGUGUCGGGGAUCAAUUGUCAUUUUUUGUAAUUAUUAAAACUAAAUUAAAUAUGUUACUGAAUAUUAGCAAGUUGACGUACAAAAUUAAACCAUUAAUGAAUUAUAGAGUUUAUUCUAAGAAAAUAGAUGAAAUACUACCAAAAAACUUAUUAGAAGACAUCUAUACAGCAGCACAACAAAAGCAAUUAGGUGUAAUUUAUGAUAAAAGACCAUUUAAAAUUACACUAGAGAAAGACAAAAAGUAUAAUUGGUGUUCUUGCGGUAUGAGUCGACAACAGCCAUUUUGUGAUGGUACUCAUAAAAAUCAAAAAUUUCGAAUAACAAUGAAACCAGUUCGAGUUCAAGUAGCAGAAACCAAAGAAUAUUGGUUAUGCAAUUGUAAACAAACAUCUCAUCGACCAUUUUGUGAUGGCACACAUAGACAACAACAUAUACAAGAUGCAAUUAAGAAAUAUUGAUUACUAGUAUUUUUUGUAUAUUUUACGAGAUAUAGUUUUUUUUGUUUAGGCACAUGUUAUUUUCAAGUGGAAAAAAUAGUUUUUCAAAGAAUUUUUUUAAAAAAUUGUGCUAUUCUAAAACUUA